Galeopterus variegatus (Sunda flying lemur) is the source of this 1042-nucleotide messenger RNA. RefSeq names its product methionine sulfoxide reductase B1 (gene MSRB1). The transcript is spliced from 4 exons. NCBI's taxonomy places the organism in Eukaryota, Metazoa, Chordata, Mammalia, Dermoptera, Cynocephalidae. The record is from RefSeq and is a predicted model, not a curated record. Gene Ontology annotation, molecular function: peptide-methionine (R)-S-oxide reductase activity.
CUGCCUUGCCCAGGUUGGAGGCCGCGAGCACGGCGGUCCGCGCGGAGCCAUGUCCUUCUGCAGCUUCUUCGGGGGCGAGGUCUUCCAGAACCACUUUGAGCCGGGUGUCUAUGCGUGUGCCAAGUGUGGCUAUGAGCUGUUCUCCAGCCGCUCAAAGUAUGCACACUCAUCCCCAUGGCCAGCAUUCACCGAGACCAUCCAUGCUGACAGUGUGGCCAAGCGUCCAGAGCAUAAUCGACCUGAAGCCUUAAAGGUGUCCUGUGGCAAGUGUGGCAAUGGGCUGGGCCACGAGUUCCUGAAUGACGGCCCCAAGCGGGGGCAGUCCCGAUUCUGAAUAUUUAGCAGUUCCCUGAAGUUCAUCCCUAAAGGCAAAGAAACUUCUGCCUCCCAGGGGCACUAGGCAGGCAGCCCACACCCACCCCAGAUAAACACAGCAUGGCGGCCAUGCUCUGGCCAUCCCACCUUGAACUGGAACCAUGGACAUUCAGACAGACAGGUGGGGCAGGGGCGGCUGAGACAUCGGGAAGGCUACCAAGGCUUUGGUUAUGAACGGGAUCUUUUUGGAAAAAGUUUAUUUGCUGAUAGUCCAUCCCUUUCUGUCAAGACAGGCCUGGGGGACAGGGGCCGAGCUGUUGGUCGUCUUAGCCUCCCACUCACAGAGGCAGUCUCCAGAGGGUGGGCUUUGGGCUUAGCUCAUCUUUGAAUGAUGUUACACCCCCACCUUCUCUUCACUCUAGCCCGCUGUCCCCUCCCUGUAUGUCUGGACUCACCCAUGUGGGGCCCAGUUCCAAGGUGGUCUCUGGUCCUCGCCAAAGCCUGCGCCUGUCUCCCCCAAACUGUGCUAGGAAACAACAUAAAUGGAGGUGGCCCUGGCCAGCCGCUCCAGCCCUUGUCACUGCAUGAUCCGCUCUGGUGAAACCCUUCCAGGCCAGCCAGGGUAGUGAUGGUCUGUGACCCGCUGGGGAGCAGGCCAACGGGACAGACCCUUGGUCUCUCGUCUGUGAGAGCAGAAACCCUGACCCAGUUCCACAAUCUGUGCAGG